This is a messenger RNA of Vespa velutina, 5795 nucleotides long. Its product is annotated as mitochondrial folate transporter/carrier. NCBI's taxonomy places the organism in Eukaryota, Metazoa, Arthropoda, Insecta, Hymenoptera, Vespidae. Gene Ontology annotation, molecular function: FAD transmembrane transporter activity; folic acid transmembrane transporter activity. Gene Ontology annotation, biological process: folate import into mitochondrion; nucleotide transport. Bases 542 to 1513 code for a protein of 323 amino acids. The transcript is spliced from 7 exons. The record is from RefSeq and is a predicted model, not a curated record. Gene Ontology annotation, cellular component: mitochondrion.
UAAAUUAUUUCUUAGGAAAUUACUUUUUUAACUACAUUACAACAUUACAACGACGAGUUUGACUUUAUUCGCUAUAGUUAUGUUAUAGAAGUGAAUUAUUCGAAAUAUUCAACAAAUAUUUUGUAAAUUUGAAGAGUAAAUUUAUCAAUUGUGGAUUUUGCAUUAUAUUAUCUUUGGAUGAUAUGGCGGAAUUCGACGAGUGAGUUAUGUGCUAUGUUACGUAACUACGUAAGAGAAUAAAGUUGGAAGAAAAGAGCAAAAAGAGAGAAAGGAAAGAAGACAGGAAAUAGUGUAUUUGAGAAAGAAGGAGAAUAAAGUUAAAAUCGUGGAAGAAGAAAGAGAAGAUAAACGGGACAACAACACGCGGGGAAAUUCUUUUUUAUUUUUAGGCAUCGUCAACUCGAGAACAGUGCCUGUCGCGGACCAAGAGAUAUGCCGAAGAUUGGAGACGUACAUCGCUAGUAGUACCGGUGAGGAUGCCAUUGCAAUUGAAGUUGAAGAAUCGAUAGCGAAUAGUGAAUGUCAUAACGUUGACGCGACCAUGUCGACGAUAAAAACGAGUAAUACGACAGGAACGAAUCAUAUCCUACCAGCUCUUAGUCGCUUCAAGUAUGAAUAUUUCGUCGCCGGUAUAUCCGGUGGCGUUGUUUCGACACUUACCCUUCAUCCAUUGGAUCUAAUCAAAAUUAGAUUGGCAGUUAACGAUGGACGUAGCUCAAUACCACAAUACACUGGUAUAGUAUCUGCCUUCAAGCAGAUUAUGAAAAGUGAAGGAAUACGUGGAUUUUACAGAGGAGUGACACCGAACGUAUUGGGAUCAGGCUGCUCUUGGGGAUUAUAUUUCUUCUUUUACAAUAACAUAAAAACAUGGAUUCAAGGAGGAAAUGCGAAGAAACCAUUAGGUCCAUCAAUGCAUAUGCUAGCUGCUGCAGAUGCAGGAAUAUUAACUUUGUUGAUGACUAAUCCAAUAUGGGUAGUGAAAACACGAUUAUGUUUACAAUAUGUUGAAGAUAAAAAUCUUGCAGAAUCAAAGAGAUACACAGGAGUGACAGAUGCCCUGUUAAAGAUCUAUAGAACCGAAGGAAUCAGGGGUUUAUAUAAGGGUUUAGUUCCUGGAAUGUUUGGUGUAUCACAUGGUGCCAUACAAUUUAUGACAUAUGAAGAAAUGAAAAAUAAAUAUAAUAUAUACCAAAACGUACCUAUCGACACAAAACUGAACAUGUUCGAAUAUAUCCUUUUUGCUGCCGUUUCUAAGGUAAUUGCAGCUGCUGUAACAUAUCCUUAUCAGGUAUUAAGGGCGCGUUUGCAAGAUCAUCAUCUUGACUACAGAGGAACGUGGCACUGCAUCCAGGUGACAUGGAGGUGUGAAGGUUGGCGUGGAUUUUACAAGGGUCUUAGUGUCAACCUUAUGAGAGUGACCCCAGCAACUGUGAUUACCUUUUUGGUCUACGAGAAUGUUACCCACUUCUUCAAGCGCAACCCACAAUAUGCAAACAUUGGGUCAAGUGGAUAGAACAAUAUCUUCGACAGUAUGUAAUAAAAGUUAGAAUUAGAAGAACGUGGCAUUUAUAUUACGAAUUGUUCUGCGACGUGUAUAUUUUGUUAUUUCAAACCUUUGUCGUAUUAACAAUAUCAAUGCAAUUGAGAGAAAGAGAAAGAAAGAGAGAGAGAGAGAAAGAGAAAGAGAGAGAGAGAAAGAGAGAGAGAGAGAGAGAGAGAGAGAGAGAGAGAGAGAGAGAGAGAGAGAGAGAAAGAGAUUUUUCCUUUAUUAGGGUAUAGUUUAGUUUAGUUUAAAAAUUGCCGUUUUCGCGAUUUAUAUAAAGAUGAUUAUCUCACAAAUGAUAGUUUUACGAAGAUAAUAUUCAUUUGAUUUCUUAUAUUAAUAUAUUCUCGCAUAUAAUAUUAUAAUAAAGGAGUUGAAGUUGUAGGAAAUAGAGAAGAAAAGAAGGAUAUUGAAAUUUUUCGAUGGUAAAUCGCUUGUUUAAUAGAUAAAUAAUUUAAUUAAAGUUUCUUGUUAUCUCACGUCAUGUACAAAAGAGCUUAUAAUAUCCAACAGGCUCUUCUCGCAGUCCUUAUAACGUCGAUUGCAAUUUUCCUCGAAUUCUGCUUUAAUUAUCUCGUCCGAAAGAUUUUCCUCUUGUGAACUGGAAGGUCUUUGAAAAGAUGCAACGAUGCGAUUAAACGAUUUAUGUUAAAUAAAGAUAUAGAAACGGAUUGAAAACAAAUUAGAAAGUCAAUUCACAAUUUUAAGAUAACUCACGCAAAUAAAAUUCGGACGAUAUCUCCGAGAAGUCCGUUUCCUUUCAACGAGUAUUUACCAAUCUCACAAAUUGUUUUUAACAAACAAUUUUUUCCGGAAUAGCCGCUACUAUCAGAGAGAGAAACAUAAAUAAAUCUUUGAAAAUUUAAUAAAGUAUACUUACUUCAAAUAUAAUUAUCUCAAUAACCGUAAGAUCUGUAAUCGUGGAAAUUAUAGUUUUAUAGAAAUUAAGUAAUUAUGAAAAAUGAUUAUAUCGAUUUCUAUUCAAUAUUUGUAUAUAUAUUUGUAUAUUUACAUUAAUUUCGCAUAUUAAAAUCAUGACAACAAUAGGAUAUAGGGAUAGGAUAAUAUUACCUUUCUAGUUUCUUUGUGAUUACAUCGUAGAUCAAUCGUCUAUUGAGAUCUCGUCUUUUAAAAUGUUCUACUUCGGUGUAAUAGCUCGAAUUCCAAUCGCUUGGUAGACCAUAAUUUGCCUCGAAAUAAAAGGAGAAUAGUAUGGACUUGUCGGGGAUGUCAAUCGGUACGCCAAGAGCAAAGAACAUCUGAGAACAAGAUCGAUCAAUUGUAUAUGCAUUUAUAGUAGCAUCGUUUAAGUUUUUUAUGUAGAAUAUCUUUCGAAAAAACGAAUUACGUGAAAGUUAAAAAACCGAAAAAAAGGGAAUUUAUAAAAAUACAAUUUUACUAGGAUAUACAAAUAACACAAUUCAAUCCGAAAUGAUUUAUCUUUUAAUGUUUUUCCGAUGUAAUUAAUAUAAUCAUAUUGUACAAAUUAAACGAUGCUCAAACAAUGAAAUGCCUUUUUUCAUUUUUCUUUGGUUUGAUUUAGUCUUAUUCUUAGUUUUAUUGUUAUUUUAAUAGAUUGAAUAUUUUAUAUAAGCAAGAGACCAUGCAUACGAAUCGAUAGAAAAUCACACACGGAGACAUCAAUUUGAAGCAAACGAGAUGUUCUCCAAGUUGAGGCGCAUUAGUCGAUGGAAAAUGAAUGAUUGAUUUACUAUACCCCUAUGCCGCUACCCUCGGGAAAUCCGAUGGAUCGAAUGUGCCUCAAUACUCCAUGGGUAAUAUUUUUCACCCUUGACCCACGUGCUAAGCACAUGGAGCACAGAAAGAGAAUAAGAAUGAUCCAAUGACUUUUGCGAUACCAUUCCUUUUGUAAGCACAUCGUUAAAUAAUAUUCGUUUAAUUACGUAAUGUUUUUCUUUUCUUUUCUUUUAUUUAUUUUUUUUUUUUUACGAAAUCAAUUAAUAGAACGACAGAUGUUUAUUUCACUCACUUUAUUUUAUGUUGUCUUUUAUCACAAGAGAUGCUUAUUCAGAGGGAAUGUUACUUUUAAUGAGUCUCCGAGUAACGGUUCGGUAACACCGCAAAUGAAUUAGGAGUUGGCGAAUUUGCGUAGAGUCUGUAAUUGUCUUGUUAAUUGGCUAUUUUCUAACGGAUCCCCAGGAUAAUGAAAUAUUUCGAACUUGGACAUGUUAUCGAUCGACUAUGCCUGGGCAAUCGGUGUACCACGAAUUCGAUGCGAGGCUUCAUAUUAAUGACAUUUUAAUUGACGUAUUUAAAAUUCGAUAGAAUUUGCCUUAUUACUUAUAGGAAUACCGAUAUAAAUGUAGAGUUAUAACAAGUGUUCCAUAUGUUUUAAAUAAUACUGCACGUAUGCACUCGUUAUCUUCCACGAUUUUCAUUAACUUAUUAGAUCUAUCGAAAAGUUUUCUUCGUUCUUUGAAUAUAAGAAAAUAAUACACAUUUGUUUAUUAAUAUUUAAUUAACAAUGUAAUUUACAUUAAUAUUAACAAUUUCCGAUCUUCCAAGCAAAGUUAAGUGAACCGGAUUUUUGUAAUAUUUUUAUAUUUAUAGCACGUGAAGGUCUGCACUCUGACUUUAAUUUGUUGUGGUAGUAACUCUCAGCCAUUUUCGAAAAAAUCGGUUUUAAAAAAUAUUGAGUAGUUUAUAAGGAAUAAAUGUUAACAGCUGAACGACGAGCUUUAUAUUAUUUUUAUUUAAAAAAUUUCUUAAUCUUUUAUGCAAAAUCUUUUCAAAAAUUUUAUUAACGUUGGAAAUUGGAAAAAUAUUGAUCUAUACUUUGUAUCUCUACAUUUUUCACUAUCUUUAUAUAUUGGAGUCAUUUUUUUCGCAAAUGCACCUGCAUAUGCAUUCAUCAUACAUUCGCAAAUUACACACACACGCGAAUAUUCAUGAGGUAAAUCAUAGACAAAUAUUGCAUGCAUACAUCAUAUGUACUUAUACAUAAUAUACAUCGGUGAGUGACCGCUGUUUUUCGUCCCAUAUUGUUCUUACCAGGUGCAUGAUACAGAGAUGUAAAUAAGUAAAGUUUUAGAAUUUGAAAAAUAUUACAUGGAAGAUAGAACAUUUUGUAAGAUCUAGUUGAAUCGUUAAUACGCCAAUUAAUUCGUAUCAAUCAAAUUAUUUAAAUAUUUUACUAUGGUUUUGGUAAAUAAAAUAUAUAUCUAAUAAUUCCAUUGAAGAAGAAUUAUGUAGCAAGUCUUUAGAAUAUGAAUACCCGGUAGACCCUGUAGUAUGAUCAAAAUAAAAAACUUUAAUUAAAAUUCGAAGUCUUGCUAGAAAGCGUAAAUCGUUAGUUAUUAGAUAUGUACAUUACAUCGAAUAUCUUUCUAUUUAUAUUAACCAUAAGAAUGUUAAUGAACUUUGUUUUCAAUUUAUUUUAUAUAAAGAUAUUAUUAAUAAUCUAUAAACAUUCAAAGAUAUAGUAGCGAUUAAAAAUCAAGUUUGGCAAGAACAAGCUUUUGAAGAUAUGGAAGGAUCGGUUAAUAGUUUAAAUAUUUCAGCAACAUCCAGCUUACAGAUAAGACAUAUGUUCGAUUCUGAUGUGUAUAUAUUAUUUUGUACGUUUCUUCUAGAUCAACAUACAUAUAUUAUAACGAAUAUAAUUGAGGAAGAAAGUCUUUUUCCUUUUUAUGUUAUGCAUACAUCGAGAAUGGCAACAAUAAAUUUAUAUUGAGAUAAAAAUGAAAAAGGUGCAGAGUAGUUAUCAAACUAUUUCAUAUUCGAUUGAAUCGUUGUAGCCGAAAAGCUAUAACUAUGUUGCAUUUAUAUAUGAAAUGCAUAUCGUAGAAAUAUGCUAUAAACGCGUUAUUGUGGCUCUUAAACUUUCUCUUAAGGGUCAUAUAUUAUUAUGCAGACUAUUUGACCAUGAGAAUUCGUUGGACCGUGAAAAUUCGUUGAAUAAAAAAUACAUUGCUCACUAUUGUUCAAGUUUUAAACAUUUCUAGUUAAGCUUGUAAUUUAUUAGAAUAUGGAAAACCAGACAAUAAAUACAAGAGGUAGGUUCGUAGACUAAGCGAGACAUGUGGCUGGAAGCUAUAAACAUAGCUAUUUUAAGAGAACGAAAAUAUAUGAUUAUUAUACUGAAAAAUAUAUGAUUAUUAUAUUUUUUUUUAUACAUUUAGCAGUGCUAUCACCUAAAAAGAGGGAUCGCACAUACGAUUAUUUAAGCAUACUAAACGAACUAUUUGAACACAUUUACAACCAAUAAAAGAUCACUACUUUCCUUUCCGUA